UCUAGACUAAUUUUUUUUAUCAUUAAUAUGUAGGAUUUCAAAUAUGGAAGAUGUGAAAAUUAAUCAGAAGGAAUAUCUAAAAAAGUAUCUUUCAAAGAAGGACGAUGGGAAGAAGAAGAAAAAGAGAAAAAUUAAAGUUGGAGUAAAAACUGUGCAGAUAAUCGAUGAUGAUAUAGACCUUAAAAAGUUAAUACCAGUUGACGAUGAUGAAAUUUCAAUUUUCAAUACAACAGAGGACGCGCCUCAAAUUGUUGGUAUAAUCGACGAGCGCGGACCAAUAGAUUUUGCUGAUAAGCAACGAUGGAAAGUUAUAGCUGACGAUGGUACUGGAGAUAUUCAAAUUAAAAAAGUAGAACAGUUCAAAAGAGUUAUGCAAGAUAAUAAUGAUUAUAAUGAUAUUACAAGUAAAAAGAAGUCCCUCGCCAAAAAGACUAAGACGGACAAGAAUAAUUUAAAACGCAAAUCUUCUGCAAAAAAGAAGAAAAAGCGUAGUAAUCGUAGCAGUAGUAGUUCUGGAGCUGAAAGUGAUUGCAAAGUCAAUAGAAAGUCAGGAAAGAAAAAAACGAAAAAAACCUCAAAAAAAAGAAAAAAAAAUAAAAAACAUGACAGUAGCUCUAUUGAUUCUAGUUCAGAUUCUGAUUCUGAUUCUGAUUCCAGUUUGGAAACAGAUUCGGACAUAAGUGUUUCCAGAUCGAUGAAAAAAAAGAAAAAACUGUCAAAAAAGAAGAAGGAAUCCAAUGACUCGGAUCUAAGUCCACCUAGGCGAAUUAACACAGAUAAAUUAUCAAAUAGAAAAAGAAAAAAUAGUGAUUCAGAUUUAAGUCCUCCUCGUUCUAGGAAAGAUAUGAAAAAGUUAUUAAAUAAUGAAAUGCCUAGCAGUGACUCUGACAUAAGUCCACCAAGGUCAAAUAAAACUACUGAAAUAUUAGACAGGAGGAAAAUAAAUGAUUCAGAUCACCAUGAAUAUUUUAAUAAAUAUAAUGAAUUUGAUGUUCAUGCUGAACCAGUUAGAAAAAGAUCCAAGAUUGAAAAUAAGAUUGAUUUAGAUCAAAAUACAGAUAAAAUAUCAAAAUCGAGGUAUAAUAAAAACUCUGACAAAUAUGACUCGGAUUUAAGUCCGCCAAGGCAUUCUAAAUCAAAGUAUAGUAAAAAUUUGGACAAAUAUGACUCAGAUUUAAAUCCACCAAGGCAUUCGGAAUCAAAGCAUAAUAGAAACUUAGAUAAAUACGACUCAGAUUUAAGUCCAUCUAAGAAUUCAAAAUCGAAGAAUGGUAGAAGAUCUGAUAAAUAUGAUUCAGAUUUGAGUCCGCCAAGGAAUACAGAGUCAAAGAACGAUAGGAGACCUGAUAAAUAUGAUUCUGAUUUGAGUCCACAACGAAGUUCAAGACACGAUAAACACAUAGAUAAAUACAAUUCUAAUCAUAGUCAACAAAGAAAUUCUAAUUCACAAUAUACGUAUUUACAAAGAAAUGAAGCUAAUUAUUCUUCACAGCGUAAAUAUUCAUCGAAAUAUUCGAAAGAUUCAAGUAAACGUGAUUCUAAUUUAAGCCCACAAAGAAAUUAUUCGAACCAAAGACCAAAAGUAUCUCGAUGGGACGAAGAGAAAAAACCAUCAAGUAAGGAGAAACAUAAAAAGGAAAAUAGAAAAAUUAAGAAAACGUUAGAUGGCACAUCCGCUGGCUUACAAAAUUUGAAAUCUCUUAAAGAAGAAGAAGAGGCACAGAAGAAACGAGAAGCCGAAAUGAUGAAAAAUAUGGGAAGAGAAGUCAGUGGUUAUGGGCAAACAACUAUUGUACGUGACAAGAGAACCGGAAGGAAAAGAGAUCUUGGGAAGGAAGCUGCCGAUAGACGAGAAAAGCAAAAAACACAAGAUGAAAUAAAUGAAAAAUAUUCCAAAUGGGGCAAAGGUUUGAAGCAAAUGGCGGAUAAAAAUGAUAAAUUGAAAAGCGAUUUGCACGAGAUGAAUAAACCUCUUGCAAGGUAUGCAGACGAUGAAGAUUUAGAUCGUGAACUUCGUGCACGUGACAGAGAUGACGAUCCUAUGCUGGCUUAUAUAAAAGAGAAAGAGAUUAAAGAGGGGAAAAGAGCACCAGAAAAACCAAAGUACGAGGGAUCGUAUAUGCCAAAUAGAUUUGGCAUUAAACCUGGAUAUCGCUGGGAUGGGGUUGACCGUAGUAAUGGUUAUGAGAAAAAGUGGUUCGAAGCACGCAAUACAAAGAAAGCCAUUGAAGAAGAGGCUUAUAAAUGGAGCACAGCCGAUAUGUAAAAUUUUAAAUAGGGAUUCCACUUUCUAAGCAAACUAUAUAUAUACAUAAACAUACACAAUGGUAUCUUCAUUCAACUCUUAAGAAGAUCCUUAUUGAAUCCAGAAAUUAUAUUAAAUGUGAUUAGAAAUAUGCUGAAUAUCUAACUCUAAUUAUCCAUGCUACAUGGGUCUUUAGAUACGCAUCUUAAUCUUUAAAUAAUAUUUCAUUGUCUUUGUUAAUACAAAUUGUCAGUCAUUAAAAGUUUUCCAAUAUAACAACAAUAGGCAUGGAGCUUCCUCUCAAAGCAAGUACUACGAGUAUACAACUUGUACACACUAUACAUGGUGUAUUCAUUUUCAAUAAAGUACAUUUCGUUAAGUUGAAACAAUUGAACAUGAUGAAAUAUUAUGUACUAGCUAGCGGGUGAAAAGAAUGACGGUGACAUUAUAGUAGAAUUAUCUUGAUAGCUUAUCGACUAUUCCUCUGGCUUUAAUAAUCCAUAUUUAACUACAAUAAGAGUUAAGCUAAAUUAAUUUACUAUUCAUAGGGAACAGUAUUUUUUCUUUGGUCGUUAAAAUGGCUACUUGUGACGAACAGUAAUUCUUCUAAAAGAAUCGCUCAAUCUUAGGAUUGAUGUAAUAAGCAUUUUGUGUGAUUAUCCGUAUACGUGCCGAGUUUAUUACUUCAAAUCCGAAUGAACUUGUAAUUAAUCAAGAAAAUUAAGCAUCUCUUGAGAGUGUUAGAACCUUUUCUCGAUGACUAUUCACUUCCAUUCGCAAUGACGACAUCGAACUUUUCAUUUAAGCAAAUUCAAAUUUUUAUUAUAAAAUGAAGAGUAAAAUACAUU
Messenger RNA from Ceratosolen solmsi marchali, 3093 nucleotides. Its product is annotated as BUD13 homolog. Gene Ontology annotation, molecular function: RNA binding. The transcript has 5 exons. Lineage: Eukaryota; Metazoa; Arthropoda; Insecta; Hymenoptera; Agaonidae. The record is from RefSeq and is a predicted model, not a curated record. Gene Ontology annotation, cellular component: U2-type spliceosomal complex; RES complex. The coding region runs from base 44 to 2266 and encodes 740 amino acids. Gene Ontology annotation, biological process: mRNA splicing, via spliceosome.